UUGAUGUCAAGCAGAGUUUGAAGGGAAGUUGGUGUGUGUUUGUUUGUCGGGGGGAAAAAAAACAAAGCGACGGAGAGACGGAGCCCGAGCGAUCGCGGUUGGCGGCUGCUGGUGACCAGAAUACCGGGCGGCAAGGGCUGCGGGGAAGGAGCGGCGAGGGCUCCGGAGAAGGAGCGACUGAGAGGAGGCGGACGGAGCGGGAUCACGACAGGGAGGAGGACUCCCGGAGCCGCCGGCAGCGAGAGGCCGAGGCGCGAAGGCGGAGCGACCGGUACGCCGUCACCCAGAACCGGCGAGAGCGGCUGUGCCAGUGCCGAGAUUCUCCGCCCGAUAGCGGAUCCGAGGAAGAGGCCGCUUCGGCUUCGAGUCGGACCGAGGCCCCGAGGGAUGGGAGCCGGAGUUCUGGGCUCGGGAUGAGCCCCGCGGCGGGGAGGCGGCGCGGUCGCUGAGCCCAGAAGGUAAAGAUAUAACUGCUCUCACAGUGUCGCGCAGAAGAAUGAAAGAUGACUUGAAAUAUUCUGUCUUGCCACAAAAAUGGAAAUUCGAUGUGGCGGCUUACUUUUUAGUUCCAAGUUUGACUCUGGAAACAUUGCUCAAGUUGAAAAAGUGGAGCGACCUGAAGGAGAAGUGGACUCAACUCCCAGCGGUGGCAGUACAGGCACAGGAAAUUUAGGAAAUGUGUUAAUUACUCCAGAUUGUGAAUUUAAUGUAUGGACCAAACCAGACUGUGCCGAUACGGAGUUCGAGAAUGGUAAUAGGUCCUGGUUUUAUUUUAGUGUGAAGGGGGGAAUUCCAAGUAAAGUUAUUAAAAUCAAUAUCAUGAAUAUGAAUAAGCAAAGCAAACUGUACUCACAAGGAAUGGCCCCAUUAGUUAAGACUCUUCCUGGAAGACCACGCUGGGAGCGGGUGCGAGAAAGACCAACAUAUGAGAUGGUGGAAAACCAGUUUAUUCUCUCCUUCAUGCAUCGUUUCCUUGAAUAUCGUGGAGCAACAACCUACUUUGCAUUUUGCUUUCCAUUCACAUAUUCUGAAUGUCAAGAGAUGUUGAUGCAACUGGAUGAAAAGUUUGAAUAUUGUAAACACCUGACUAUGAAGAGGAAAUUUCACUUCAGUCCUCCAGAUAGUAUUUACUAUCACCGUGAGCCUCUGUGUUAUUCCUUGGACAAACGACGUGUUGAUCUUAUCACCAUUACUUCAUGUGAUGGAAUGGCAGCAGAAUGUGAACCAAGACUUGACAAGCUUUUUCCAGAUGAUUCCAUUCCUCGCCCAAAGCAGUUUCCUGGGAAACAAGUGUUUUUCCUCAGCAGUCGAGUACAUCCUGGUGAAACUCCCUCUAGUUUUGUUUUCAAUGGUUUCCUAGAGUUUAUUUUACGGGCUGAUGAUCAUCGUGCUCGUAUGUUGAGACGAAUAUUUGUCUUUAAACUUAUACCCAUGUUGAAUCCAGAUGGUGUAGUGAGGGGACAUUAUCGUACUGACUCUAGAGGUGUGAAUCUGAAUCGUUCAUACUUGAAUCCAGAUUUUAAUUUGCACCCUUCAAUCUAUGCGGCCCGUGCAGUCAUCCUGUAUCAUCACGUUAACAAUCGUGUGUCUUUGGGUAAUUGUGACUGGAAAAAGUUCUCUUCAUUGUCAUCCAGUGGUCCUCUAUGCACAAAAGACUUGAACCAUUCCAUCAAUACGACUUCUACCUCUCUUGAGACCACUCUGUCAGAGAUGGAAAAAAGCAAAAAUAUAAAAAACUUUGAAAAUGGGGAAGUAGAUUGUAUAAUUUCCUGUAAAGAUAUUGACCAUUCAGAUUCAUUAAUUCAAGGCAAAGAUAACAAUGGGCAGCCACUUUCAGAAACACACAAUGGAAAAACAGUUUCAUCGAGUGGUAAUGGCGCACUUUGCGAGAAGGCAACUGAUAGUUUUGACCCUUCAGAAACUGUUGAGCACAUUCCUCCACAUGAAAGUGGAAUUGCAUACUAUGUGGACUUGCAUGGCCAUGCCUCAAAGCGGGGUUGUUUUAUGUAUGGAAAUUCACUUCCUGGUGAAAAUAACCAGAUAGAGAAUAUGUUGUUUCCAAAACUGAUCUCAAUGAACUCAGCACACUUUGAUUUCACGGCUUGCAAUUUCUCUGAGAGAAACAUGUAUGCCAAAGACAAAAGGGAUGGACAGUCUAAAGAGGGAAGUGGGAGAGUGGCAAUUUAUAAGGCGACUGGAAUUAUUCACAGCUAUACCUUGGAAUGUAAUUAUAAUACAGGCCGCUGCGUGAACUCCGUUCCUCCUGCUUGCCAUGACAAUGGACGAGCAAGUCCACCACCACUACCUGCUUUUCCACCUAAAUAUACGACAGAAAUCUUUGAACAAGUGGGGAGAGCUUUAGCCGUUGCAGCCUUAGAUAUGGCUGAUUGUAAUCCUUGGCCGAGAGUUGUUUUGUCAGAAUACAGUUGUCUGACUAAACUUCGUGCAUGGAUGUUGAAGCAUAUUCGAAAUACAAGAAGCACAGCAAUGUCAAAAAAAAAUGUCACAAGGAUUUCUAAAGGUCCCAAUGGGAUAACAUCCUCCAUCUCAGAAAAUUCUCUCAGUAAGAUGAAGAGUAAUGGGACUGGCGCCUCUGGAAUCAGCAAUGGGCAUCAAAAUCCAUCUCUGAUUAAAGCAUCUUCCAGUUUUACAUUUGGGUACACCCCUGGAACAAGCAAAGGAGCCUGUGCACCAGGAUCCAAUCAUAACCCUUCAAAAGGUGCUCACAAAACCCUUGCACCAGUGAGAGAAACUAAAGCACAGGAGAAGCGUCGACAGCAUCAGGCUGUAUUGCGAGCAGCAGCAGUCAACAGUCCCAGCAUUCAGCAUAGCUCUCCAGCCCAUCGGUACAUGCAGUGUCCUACAUCUGUCUCCCUCAACUUCUCUAAAGACCCAUCCCAAGUCCAGCCUUCCCACUUAAGGCCUUGCUCUCUUCCAACCUCCUUCAAAGUUGCAGAAUUCCAACAAACAAACCUAAGCGAAAGAGGGUUCAAAGGUCUGUCUGGUGCAAUUAAAAAUGGCAUUUCUCAUGAAAUAUUAGAACAUGCUCAGCCACUGGAAAAUAAUUCAGAUGUUGGAAGGAAGAUUCAUUUGCAGAAUCCAUUGAAGAAAAACAAAUUAAAAUUAAGGACAUCUUUAGAUAUUACCAGUUCUGAACAACAGCUGAGACCCAGUAGAAUCCCCGUGAGAAAAAGUGAUGUGCUUACAUCCCAGGGAAAUCUGCGACUAACCUCCGACAAAGUCAGUCAGAACCCUGUGCUGAAAAGCGUGCAGCCGAAUGUUCAAGAAGAACCAAGUGGAUGUAGCAUAUUGAAUUGUUCCGCUAUGACUUUGUCUCCAUCAGCGCUGAAAUGUAGUUCUGAAGAUUCUGUGUCCACUAUUAAUGGUGAAGUAGAAACGCAGCUGGAUAUUUCUGAGAAGCUUUCAUUGGCAACUGGAACAGAGCAGAUGCCUGCAUAUAGACAGAUAUUUUCAUUUUGUACUGAGGGCUGAUACUGCAAUUCUACUAUUUCUAUGGAAGCAGAAUAAACUGAUGGAAAGGAUUUGAAAGAGGUUCCACUAAGAUGGAACUAAAGAUAAGAAAUGGAGUAUUUUCUUUAGGACAAAGAGUUUUAAAAGAAGAUCUGAUGAAAGUGUACAAAAAUAUUCCAAGUGGAAAUCUAAGUCCAUAAAGACCUGCAGAAAACGAAGAUGGAAGGCGAAUCUACAACAGCUUUUAAAAGAAAUUAGAUAAAUAUGUGAAAAAUAAAACAUUUAAAAAUAUAAAGAGAGGGUAAAGCAAUUAAACUGAAUGCAUAACUUAGGGAGAAGUGACAUUGGAUUGAUGGGCUGAAUGGACACCUUAACUGACAUUUUAGCCUCUAGAAGGUUGAAUCCGUGCUUGGAAGCUUGAAUAUUCUGCUGUAUCAUUCUGGGCACAAAUGGUGCAUAUAGUUUAACUAGCAAAGGAGUGCUGAUGAUUAGACUGGAGUUGCUGCAAGUUGACUUCUCACAACUAUUAAUAUCAUUGUUGGAAAUGUCAUUGACAAAUUUUUCAAAAUAGUUCUCUUAAAAAAAAUUACAUUUUUAAACAAAUGUUUACUAUAGCACAUUGCGGUUUUCAAGACUUUUAAGAUUAUUCCUUAUUUGAUCCAUUUUAACAGGCAAAUUAAUAACAAUGUCAGAAAUGUCAAAGUUCCUAACAGUGCCUCAAAAUACACAUUUAGAAAUUGUAUGAAACUGUAACACACUCACAGCAGUGUUGCACUGGUGCACACAGCAUAAGCACGUUUUAAACUUUGGGACGUUUUUGAGACCAUUUCAGUGUAGCUAUCUGUCUAAGCUUUAUCAUGAGUAGAUUUUGUUGGGAUUGUUGGCCUAUAACAGUGUAUUUAUUCCCACACUAAACACCAUAUUUCAGUAAACCACCUUUUUUCAUUAAACUAUCUGUUCUGAAGUCUGCAGCUCCAUUCUGUGUGCUCCAUUGCUUGGAAAUCAAUUGGUACAACCCUGGAUUAGCGUUACAGAUUUGUAUCCAUACAUUACAAUAUUGUAAAUUGAAGUUUUAUGGACCCCAUAAUCAGAAUAACUUUUGGCACACAGGAUAACUCCAUGAUAAUUUGUUCAGUUAAGAAAUACUAUUAAAUGCACAUUUCACCAUUUUAAUUGUUUAUGACUACCCAAAAGUGAUUUCUACCUGACUAAAAGAUAUUAAACUGUAUCCACACAGCUUUAUUGGGUUGAGUUAGUGUCAUUACCAGAGCAAGAGUUUAUCAACACUACAUUUGUAUUAUGUUGAGUUAUACUGUAGCCCUUCCAACAAGUGCAGUAUGCCUCACACUCUCUCACUUUUGCAGUUCACCAAUUCAGUACCAGUAUUUGAAGCUCUGCCUACAAAGCAGUGACUCCAGCCUAAAGCUUCUGUACCAGCACUGUUUUGACAUUACAAAGCAUUCUUUACAAAUGUUCCUAUUAAGCAGUUUCUGCUACAUAUCAGUUUAAUGACAUGUUACACAAGUGCCUACUGGAAAUGUCUGAAACCAUAAAUGUUCCAGCACUAAAACAACCUAUUUGACCUACCAGUGCUACUGAUAGAAACUGACUAAUUAAACAUUUUUACUAUUUUGUAGGAAUUAAAUCACCUGUGUGAUAUUUGUUUUCUAGAGAAACUGGAUCUUUGAUUCCGAUACACCACCUAUAUAAG
Molecule: messenger RNA, 5182 nt
Organism: Hemiscyllium ocellatum (epaulette shark)
Lineage: Eukaryota; Metazoa; Chordata; Chondrichthyes; Orectolobiformes; Hemiscylliidae
Gene: agbl5
Product: AGBL carboxypeptidase 5
Exons: 19
Coding region: 535-3492 (985 amino acids)
Biological process (GO): proteolysis; protein deglutamylation
Molecular function (GO): zinc ion binding; metallocarboxypeptidase activity
Source: RefSeq, a predicted model, not a curated record